Molecule: messenger RNA, 1782 nt
Organism: Austrofundulus limnaeus
Lineage: Eukaryota; Metazoa; Chordata; Actinopteri; Cyprinodontiformes; Rivulidae
Product: neutral cholesterol ester hydrolase 1
Cellular component (GO): membrane
Molecular function (GO): carboxylic ester hydrolase activity
Source: RefSeq, a predicted model, not a curated record
CGGGGGGGUCAUCCCCGGGGUGAAGGUUAGUGACGUCUCCUUCGCCGGCAUUCCGGUGAGAGUUUACGAGCCGCCGGCCGGAGGGGAGGGCCACCUGAGGAGGGGGUUGGUGUAUCUGCACGGAGGGGGCUGGGCCCUCGGCAGUGCCAAGAAAGGAUCCUGGGAUGCUGUGAACCGCAUGGUUUCUGAUGAGCUCAACACAGUUGUGGUGUCUGUUGAGUAUCGUCUGUAUCCCGAGGUUCUUUUCCCAGAACCGUAUUUGGACUGCCUCGCUGCUGCCAAACACUUCCUAUCUCCAGCGGUUCUGGCGAAGUACUCGGUGGACCCUGAACGCGUGGCUGUGGCAGGAGACAGCGCCGGAGGGAAUCUGGCUGCUGCAGUAGCUCAGGGGAUUUCCAUGGACGAGAGCGUGGCUGUGAAAUUCAGCGUCCAGGCUUUGAUCUACCCGGUGCUGCAGGCUCUGGACUUCAACACGCCUUCCUUCCUGCAGAACCAACACAUGCCCAUCCUCCGUCGGGACACCAUGGUCCAGUUCUGGCUCCAGUACCUGGGCGCCGACCUCUCCCUGCUGCCUCAGCUCGUGGCAAACAACCACAGCGCGUCGCAGCACUCGGGCAUCACGCCUGAGCUGAGGUCCAGGAUCGACUGGACCGCCCUCCUGCCUCAGAAGUUCAAGAAAAACUACAAGCCCGUCGUGGUGGAGAAAGGAUCGCAGGAGAUUCUGAAGAAGGUGCCGGGCUUUCUGGACGUGCGAGCGGCACCUCUUUUAGCCGGACCGGAGGUGUUGGCUAAAUGCCCGCGUGCGUUUAUCAUCACGUGUGAGUUUGACGUGCUGAGAGACGACGGGCUGAUGUACGCUCGGCGCCUACAGGACGCWGGCGUCUCCGUCACCAACGAGCACUACGAGGAGGGCUUCCACGGGUCUUUCAGCUUCCUGUUCUGGCCGAUGGACUUCGAUGUAGGAAAGAGAUCCGUCAGGGCUUAUAUUAACUGGCUGCAGAACAACUUGUAAGAGUUUAAUAAUUAGAGGCAGGUGCGUGGUGUUGCACGACGGAGGUUUGGCUACGUUCACUCUGCAGGCAAAUAUGACCCAAAUCUAAUGUGGUUCUUUUUGUCCUGUACAACCUAUAUUGGACUUUUUUCUCGUGACUGUCUGAACGUGACAAGUUCAAUUUUUUUUUUCUUUUUUCAAAUCCGACACAGGCCUUUUCAGUGUGUGAUACUGAACUGGAGACAUAUCUGAUGUUUUUCAAUGUGACUGCAAUCAUGUUAUCUUCUGCGCAUGUGGGUUGCAUCAGAGCCGUGUAAAGUUCACAUUGGAGUCAGAUGGCAGUUGCAUUUAAAACACAAUGUGAAUGUCUUUUAUUUUUUUAUUUAUUUUUUUGGUUUGGUUUCAAAAAAUCAGAAUUGAGCAUUUAGACCUGCAGUGUGAACGUAACCUUUUACCUACAAAAGGGCUCAAACAGCCUCUGUAUCAUCUGAGCUCAGGGUCUUCAUGUUCUCAGAUCCACACAUGCACUUUGUCCAGUUGUUUAGAGUCUAUGGAGGCAAAUCUCUCCUGAACCCACUGUGCAAGGAUACGUCUAAACGACGUUUUCAACGUCAUUUUUGGACGUCUAAAUUUGGGCCCUCGCAGGUGCAGACUGUGACGCCAGAAGACGUCUUUUUUUUGACGUCUGUCAAACGUCUCCUUUUGACGUCCUGCAGACCGCUAAUUGUGGUGCAAAUGCGGUCAAUAUAGACGUCUUUUCUGCGUCAAAUUUCAACUUAUUUUAGAAACUU